CACAGGAAGAAACAUUGAGAAAGGAAAGAGUAAUGAAAACACAUAAACGAUAAAUAAGGCAUAAACAAAACAAGGGACAGCGAAAGGGAGGGAGGGAGCGAGCAACACAUAAAGACUGAUAGCGUCAGAGAGACUAGAACGAAGAGGUAGAGAGAACGAGGAAGCGGAGUGUGCUUGAUGCUUCAGAUUUAAGGAGAAAGGAGAGAGAGUGAGUGAGUGAGUGAGUGAGAGAGAGGGUGGGAAGGAGGGAGAGAGAGAAAGCAGCCGGCCAAGUGAAGAAAGAUGGCUACAGUCACGGCGAACGGAGUGCAGCAAGAGAAUGGAUUCAGCACCACGAACAGCGCCGGCAGGAUGAACGGACUCACUCUCGGACAGAACACCAUUCCCAUGAAAGACCACGACGCCAUCAAGCUGUUUAUCGGACAGAUACCUAGAAAUCUGGAGGAGAAGGACCUGAAACCCUUGUUUGAGGAAUUCGGGAAGAUAUACGAACUCACAGUGCUAAAAGACAGGUUUACGGGAAUGCAUAAAGGAUGUGCCUUUCUAACAUACUGUGCCAGAGAGUCAGCACUGAAGGCCCAGAGUGCCCUGCACGAACAGAAGACACUGCCGGGGAUGAAUCGGCCAAUCCAGGUGAAGCCAGCUGACAGUGAAGGGCGAGGAGAAGACAGGAAGCUGUUUGUGGGGAUGCUGGGAAAGCAGCAGAGCGAGGAGGACGUGCGGCGGCUGUUCGAGACCUUCGGCCAGAUCGAGGAGUGCACCAUCCUGAGAGGGCCUGAUGGGGCCAGUAAGGGAUGUGCUUUUGUCAAGUUCUCCAGCCAUGCGGAAGCACAGGCGGCCAUCAACACUCUGCACGGCGGGCAAACCAUGCCGGGGGCCUCGUCCAGCCUGGUGGUGAAGUUUGCGGAUACAGACAAGGAGCGGACCCUGCGAAGAAUGCACCAGAUGGCCGGUCAGCUUGGGAUCUUUAGCCCCAUGACCAUCCAGUUUGGAGCCUAUGGAGCCUACACCCACACCCAAAUGAUGCAACAGCAAGCAGCACUUAUGGCCGCCACCCAGGGCUCCUACCUUAACCCCAUGGCAGCCAUUGCAGCUGCACAGAUGCAGCAAAUGGCAACUUUCAAUGUCAACGGUCUAGUGGCGGCUCCGAUGACACCCUCCUCAGGCACGAGUACACCCCCGGGUAUCAGUGCCACUGCUGUGCCUAGCAUAGCCACACCAAUUGGGGUGAAUGGAUUCAGUGCCCUCCCACCCCAAAGCAAUGGUCAGCCGGCCUCUGAACCUAUCUACACAAAUGGAAUUCACCCCUACCCAGCACAAAGUCCCACAGUGGCUGACCCUCUCCAGCAGGCUUAUGCUGGUGUGCAGCAUUACGCAGCAGCCUACCCCGCCGCCUAUGCGCCAAUCAGCCAAGUGUUUCCACAGCAACCAGCCAUUAUUCCCCAGCAACAGAGAGAAGGACCAGAAGGCUGCAACCUGUUUAUUUACCACCUACCACAGGAGUUUGGAGACACUGAGCUCAUGCAAAUGUUUCUGCCUUUUGGCAACGUCAUCUCUGCCAAAGUCUUUGUGGAUCGGGCAACCAAUCAGAGCAAAUGUUUUGGCUUUGUCAGCUUUGACAACCCAUCUAGUGCCCAGGCUGCUAUCCAGGCCAUGAAUGGCUUUCAGAUAGGCAUGAAGAGGCUGAAGGUACAACUCAAGCGGCCAAAGGAUGCCAACAGACCUUACUGACCCCUCUGUCAUCUUCAGCAGGAUGAAGGGCCACGAAAUCUUAUUUCCACAAGUGCAGUAUAAGUACAAAGACUUCUUGCUCUGCUACAUAUCAUGAAAGAAGAACGGUCCCUUGAUUACUCGGGAAUGUAACUGAAAGAUUUGGUGACCGAGGAAAGGAACCAGGAGAUCUUUUUCUCUCAACUUUUUUUUACACCAUCUGUUUUUGCUUUUCUUUGGCAUUAAUGGAGGAGUAUUUUGCUGAUACCAUGUUUUUGCUGCUGUUGGGAAAAUAGAAAGCAUUUAUGGAUGCAUUAUGCUCAAAGCAUGCAUGCCAACACAGGUAUACAAGAACACACUCACACACACACACACGCACACAUUCAAAGACAUACAGUACACACGGAAACACACACACCAGCCUGCUGGCUUUUUGUUUUUGUGCCUACACAAGUGUUUUGAGAUCCUUGGGUGCAGGGUUGACCAUGUAAUCUUUGAAGGAAAUGGACAAUGAAGAGAAUCAAGGAUUAUCUACACACAUCAUUCCUUAGA
Megalops cyprinoides (Indo-Pacific tarpon) is the source of this 2262-nucleotide messenger RNA. Its product is annotated as CUGBP Elav-like family member 4. Gene Ontology annotation, biological process: mRNA splice site recognition; regulation of alternative mRNA splicing, via spliceosome. Gene Ontology annotation, molecular function: mRNA binding. The record is from RefSeq and is a predicted model, not a curated record. The transcript is spliced from 13 exons. Gene Ontology annotation, cellular component: ribonucleoprotein complex; nucleus; cytoplasm. NCBI's taxonomy places the organism in Eukaryota, Metazoa, Chordata, Actinopteri, Elopiformes, Megalopidae. The coding region runs from base 283 to 1731 and encodes 482 amino acids.